Molecule: messenger RNA, 1833 nt
Organism: Cheilinus undulatus (humphead wrasse)
Lineage: Eukaryota; Metazoa; Chordata; Actinopteri; Labriformes; Labridae
Product: protein FAM167A
Exons: 2
Coding region: 243-590 (115 amino acids)
Source: RefSeq, a predicted model, not a curated record
UAACAAUGACAAAACAAGGCAGUUCAACAGCAGGCAGGCAAAAGGGGAGAUUGCAGCUGCUGAACAGAAGCACAUUUGCUACUGAGGAGCCAGGUUCUCAUACAGGAAGGAGAAAGAAGACCAGUUUUGAGUUUGGAAAGGGGAGUUAAAGGAUUCCAAAAAUUUCAGCUAAAGUGUGUACAGGCCUGUGAGAGAGUGAAACAAGUACAAAGGGGGCACAAACUUACAGUAUAUCCCCCAGUAUGGACCGAGACAGCCACAGUGAGGAUACCCUGUCCACCAUGGUUCUGGAGAACAUAAAAAACAAACUGAUUCAUGCCUUCAGGGCAGCAGAAGAGUCCAGAGAAGAUAGUCAAGAGAGUGGAAAUACUGUCAGACCAGUCAGCAUCGGGAGGAGUUACCAAGCAAACGAGGAGCUGCGGAGGGCGCAGAUAGACGGAGCGAUAACCUGGCUUAGAUCUGAACUGCUGGAGAUGCGAUCACAGGACCUCCAGCUGGCUCAGACGCUGCUGGGGCUUAACACAGAGAUCCAAAGACUGAGGAGGGAGAGUUUCGGAGGAGUGGACGUAGAGGGGGACGAUCAGCCUUAAUUUAGCCCUGUAGUAAGACUCCUCUUUUGGGGGGACUUUGAGGAAGCAGGUGGAAAAGUGCUCAUUCUGUGGACAAUGAGGAAAAGCCUGAGGGCUCAAAUCGUCAAGCAUAAAAGAUUGAAUGCAUUUGUAAAGUGUAAAAAGAAAAGACAUCAAAUGCAUGUAAAAUGACCUGGCCAGAGGAAAAGAGAAUAAAUGUGCCUUCCUGUUAUAUGAUGCUGGCAUUAUUUUCAUUAGAUAUUUUGCACUUAUUUAGAGUUGUCCUUGCAUGUCUUGUUUUUGUUUUUGCAAGAACAAGGAACAAGAAGUUAUGAAUGUAAAAUUAUCGGAGAAUCACUUUUGUCACAAUGUUAAGAUGACAUGACAAAAAAAUAAAUAAAUAAAAUGUGCACUGUCAUUGAUUUCACAUCUUUAUUAUUCUGGCAUACCAUACCACUGUACAGUACCUGUUUGAAAUACUGCUAGGAGCUAAGAAAUAAAGUUAUGUUAGACUCCAGUGUACAGUUCAGAAAUGCUUUGAACAUCACAGAAAAACACAGUUUAAUUUUUACAUAUUGAAAAUUGAUGCGCCAUACAAGUUUAGGUAUCCCAAUCAUAUAACGUUCUAAAAGAAAUACCAGAAGUGUCUUGGUAUGGACAAAGAAUACUAUGUUAUUUUUGAAAGAUAAUAAAAAGAAUUCCAUAUUACCCUGCUGUUGGCUUUUACUGUCAUAAAGGUCAGUGAGCUAACAUGCAUACAUGAACGCACAGAUCUUUAAUGUGUUGAUGAAGGACGCAAACAUUUUCCAAGUUUAAUAACCUGAACAAAAACAAACCCAAGUUUCUCCCGUUUCCCGAUAAAUGUUCAUACAUUAAGACAACAUUUGUCUUGUCAUACUUAAUUCUGGACUUAAUAUCCUCUGUCAAUUAAUAUACAAAUAAGAAAUAUGUACACUUUUGAAAGAGCUUCUUCACAUUAUUGCCACGAGUUUCCUCAAGUGAUGCCCCAUAAUCAAUCAGUGAAAUACUGUGUAUGGCUACAGACAGCAGUUGACUGAGUUUACCAUUUAUAGGAUGACACAGCUAGCCUCUAGCCCCUAAAAUGCAUGAAAAUGGAUGUCCUAGCCCUAAAUAUCAAAGUAACUUGAUGUGUUUUGUAGGGGUGGGAAUCACUAUUGGCCCCACGAUACGAUAUUAUCACGAUUCAAUAUUAUUGUGAUUUUUUUUUUUUUUUGAAGAUUUAUUUUUGGCUUUAUUUGAUAGG